AUGGAACUCGAUGUAAAACUUUCCCUCCUCCCAAAGAACUGGAUAUUUGAAGAAAAAACAGAACUAAAUGAGUCCCCCCGUCCGAAUCUGGGGAAAGAUGCCAGUCUUUGGAAUGACGAGGUCGGGACGAUGCUGAAAAUGAUGCUUGAGAUGGCUGGCUACCCGGAGAACUCGAGGAAAACUCACUCCCACUUCUUUCAGGAAUCAGUGUCUCAUUCCCUAGGUCAGCACCCGAGAGGCACUGGAGCACCACAUUGGAAGAGCUUCAUGACAGACGAUCAUACACCCGUCGAGCUCAGCUGGUGCUGGUCAAGUCAACUCGAUACUCCAACCGUUCGGUACUCAGCGGAGCCUGUGGGGAAAUGGGCAGGCCAGCCUGCUGAUCCCACCAACACAGCUACCAGUCUGAGACUACUGGGUGACGCUCUUCAAGUAUCUCCAGAGAUGGACCUCUAUCUACAUCGACAUUUUCAACGAAAACUCGUGUCAAGCCAAACAAACGCGAAAGACACGGAGCAAAACCCCCACUCGCAACGUUUCAUCGCCUUCGACCUACUGGAGAAUACAAUCAUUGUCAAGCAAUAUUACUUGCCAUUUUGGAUGGCCAUCGAGAAGAAAAUGUCGAAGUUUGCUCUUGUCGCGGAUGCUAUUCAAGACAUUCCAUCAUUGGGAACAUCCUUGUUGAGUUCCUUCGCGGUAUUCACAGAUUUCAUUAAAUCAUUUCCCAGGGAUGCGCGCCCGGAGAUCGAGAUAAUGGCAAUUGAUUGUCUUGAUCCUUCCAAGUCGCGAAUCAAGGUCUAUAUUCGAUCACAAGAAACAACACUACAAAGCGUGUUGGAGAUAUUGACCAUAGGGGGGAAAUCACCCAAGACCCUGGAAGAAGCAGAUUCCUUAAGAGAAUUAUGGCAUUCUGUGUUUGGCCUGAGUGAACAGCAGAGUGAUCAAAACCCACUUCCAGAAAACCACCACCGCACUGGGGGUAUUCUCUACUACUUUGAAUUCAAAAGUGGAGUCACUCUGCCUAAGACCAAGGUCUACCUCCCUGUGCGCCACUAUGCACAGAAUGAUGGGCAAAUUGCGAGAGGUCUUUCGGAAUAUCUUGACCGCAGAGGAAAACGAUUGGCGAGUGGGUCUUACGUUGAUGGAGUGCAAUCGCUUUGCAAACACAGAAAUCUGUGUGAUGGACUUGGACUUCACACAUAUAUCUGCUGGGCGUCGGAGAACAGCUCUUGGAAUGUGACUGCAUAUUUCAACCCUGAAGUCUACCACCCAAAUCGUGGCUAA
Penicillium salamii is the source of this 1284-nucleotide messenger RNA. The record is from the annotation of a GenBank genome assembly. NCBI's taxonomy places the organism in Eukaryota, Fungi, Ascomycota, Eurotiomycetes, Eurotiales, Aspergillaceae.